Cladocopium goreaui is the source of this 6210-nucleotide messenger RNA. The record is from the annotation of a GenBank genome assembly. Lineage: Eukaryota; Dinophyceae; Suessiales; Symbiodiniaceae.
AUGUCAGAUGAUGAUUCUGCAUCUCCUGAUGAAAAGUUCUCAUCUUUCUUACCGGCUCCGACCGCCGAUGACCAGGUGAUCAACGCGGCUCUGCUGCGGCUGGACAUGGUCAACCUGCUGGCAGACAUGGUGUCCCGCUCAGCUAAGCGGGUGCAGGAGGAGAUAGCCACUGAUCUUGGCUACGGGUCAGCUGAGCCGCCGCGGACUGGUGGCAAGCGCUCGCUGGACCACGUGGUGCACCGGGCUCCCGUGCCUUUGCAGGUCGGUAAGAAGCCAGGAGGUGCUGGCUCUACAGAAGUCAUCCCAUCUAUCCAGGACUCCGAGAAUUUGGAGCGGAAGAGGUGGGGCCUGCGGCUCAAACAGAUCUGUGAGCGCGCUGGGGCCAGCGCAGGCGUGAAUGAUCCCUCACGUUGCAUUGGUCUGGCACCGGCUGAGGCAGAUCGUCUCAAGCAGUUAGCUUUUGAAGCAGGCGGCUUCAGAACGAUCAGGCAGAACGUGAGGCAUUGGGAAAAGUUCGACGAGUGGGCGACUUCUCACGGUCUUCGGGUUUACCCGCCCACGAUCGUCGCAGUGAUGCGCUACGCUCUGCACUUGAAGGAUCAGGGUUGUGGGCCGGCAGUGCUCCCAUCGUUCAAAUACGCGGUGGGCUGGAUCUGCAAGCGCCUGGCGAUGUUUUGCCCCGAUCUGGGCGAAGCGCGCCUCAAGGCUGUGAUCGACCAGGUGCACCUUGAGAAGGGCAAGGAGCUCAAAGAGGCCGUUCCACUGCCGCCGCAGUUGGUGCUGGCUCUGGAAGCGUUGGUCCCCCGGCUCGUUAACCAGGGCAAGACCGCCGCCGCGAUCACGGCAUGGUGGGCCCUCAUUUUGAUCUUUGCAUCCCUCAGGUUCGAUGAUGGCGUACACGUUGCUCCAUCGUCCCUGGAAAUGUCAGGUGAUGCCCUGCUCGGCGUGGUUUGGCAAACCAAGGUCGAGCGGAAGAGGAGAGGCACACGUUUCGCUGUGCCGAAUUGCUCCCUCUCCGGAAUUGAGUGGCUGAAGAUCGGUUGGGAUCUUUUUCAACCGAUGAUUUCUGACAGGGAUUAUUUUAUAUGGGAGCUCAAGAAUGAGAAGGAGUUCACUGAGGCCCCCAUCACCUACUCUCGUAGUCUUUCCUGGCUGAAAAGUUUCUUUUUGCUGGGCCUCAUGGAGGCGAAGGUUUUGAACCUCGUGCAGCUCAACGAACUGGAGAUGGCUGAAAAGGCGGUGCAAGAGGUCACAUGGCACUCGAUGAGGGUGACCAUGCUCUCAGAGGCCGUCAAAGCUCAGGUCGAUGACAAGAUCGUGGGCUUGCAGGCCAAUUGGAAAGACCCCAAGCAGCUGGUGCUCAAGUAUGCCAGAAGCCGCAAGGAGCUCUCAGUGGCGAUGGUUAAAGACAUGGCCUCGAAGCUCCGCGAUGAGUGGGUUCCUGACUCCAAACAGUUCGUGAUCGAGGAGGAGGACGAGGAGGCUCAAGAGUUUUCCGUAGGUCUUUUUCUUUUCGCCAGCAUGGUCGAUCGCACGGUGUAUGUCGAUGAGGCGCAUACACCUAAGAUCGCCCUUCGCCAGAUCUUUGGCAGACUGGGGCUGAGCUCAGAUUUGUGCAGGGCAUCGGCGGACGCCGGGCUCUUAUCCGUUGAAGUUUUCGCCAUGCUCGGCGAUGCGGCAGGUCCUGUGAAAUCGUCUCUCCAGACCUUGCUUCCAACUGAUGCUCUUGGGGCGAACGCCGCGGCACAGGAGCUAUCGCUGAUGCAGCUGGCAGCCGUGUGGCAUUCGUGUCACGCGCUGCAAGGCCAGUUCGCCACGAGAAGAGCUCGUAUGGAGGAGGACCCGAACAAGGUUCCCGAGAUGGCCCAAGAAGACCACGCGGAAUUCCGCUCCAGGUUCGUGACGGCUCACCCCGACGUGAUCCUCCUGGAUGCCAAGGAGCCGCACAAGAAGUUCGUUGAGAAGCUCAGCAGAGAUUUCCUUGUUCACGGCAUGGUUCCAUUUUAUGCCGUGGCAGAGAUCCGCACCAGGGCGGAUAGCAUUGUUCAGAAGUCAGGUCUGACGAAGAACGCUGAGGAUCUCUUGACGAUCUCCAAAGCCGAAGAACCUGAUCAGGUGACAGACGUGCAGACCCUGCUUCAUCGAGUUCAUGCGCUGUUUAUGGCUCUGGAGUUUUUGAACAUUUGCACGUAUUCACGUGCGGCAGGGCCUUUGAAAUACAUGCAGGAGCUCGAGCAGUUCAAAGCAGAGUGCCCAGGUCUUCCUUAUCUCCUGGCAGCCGACUCGCUGGUCCGCAAGAAAGUGCACCGGCUCCAGGCUGAACAACGCGAGCUCUAUGGCACUUUUGAAGCUGCGCUCUUGGAGGUCCUCAACAACCACAAGUACCUUUGGAACGAUGCUCGCACAAAGGCUGUCCUGGCGAAGGUGGAUCACGAGAAACCUGAACCACAUGAUCCUCAAGAUCGAGUGGUAGAGAACCAGGACAAGCCUUCCACCCCAAGCCGCCGCCAGCGCAAGCGGCGCAACAAGAAGGGUGGUGCGGUCGACACCAAAGACAUCAAGCAGGUGAAGAAAGAUCAGUUCGAUAAGAAAAAGGACAUGGACUCCAAGAUCGACAAAGACAAGCGGAUCCCUGAGUCCGAAUGGAAGCUCAUCUCUCAGGCAGCCUCCUCGGUCUCCGGGCCCAAGCGGUGCCAUUACUUCAAUUCUUCAAUGGGCUGCGCUCUGGCGGAGAAAUGCCGGUUCAAACACCAAUGCAUGGUCUGCGGUGCUGCUCACCCGAUGGGAGGGGCGAAUGAAGAGCUUGCCGCUCGGACAGUCCUCUCUCGGCCGUUUUGGGGCUCAAUGGUAGUGCCGAUCGGGCCUGCAUUUUUGGAAGUUUUUGCUGGUGAAGCCGGGCUCUCGCAAGCAAUCAGCGCGCGCGGCAUGCAGAUCUUGCCACCCAUUGAGAUCAACACGAACCAGUUCGUACAAAUCUCCGUGGACAUUUUGGAGCCACAAGUUCAGCAGCACGUUGUCAAGCUGAUUAGGGCCAAGGUGAUUGUUUUUAUUCAUUUUGGCACACCUUGCUCUUCCUUCAGCAUUGCUCGGAAGGCUGAUGGGGGUCCACCGCCCCUACGCGAUCGCAGGCAUUUGUGGGGGCUCCCUGGUCUUGCUCCAAGAGACCAGGCCAAACUGCAGUUGGGCCAUGAGUUCAUGCACCUCACUGUGCAGUGGGUGCGGUUGCUCCACGCAAGUGGUCUCGGCUGGUCGGUUGAGAACCCUGCCAGCUCCUUUCUUUGGGAAAUGCCACCUAUGGUCGAGUUGGCGGCUCUGUCCACGGCCAAGAUGUUCAGGCUCGACAUGUGCCGGUUUGGCUCCCCCCACAAGAAGCCGACAGCGGUGCUCUCCAACGUCGACCUACGGGAACUGGCUCUGCUUUGCGACCAAGCUGAACGGCCACAUUCUCAUGAGCCACUGGUCGGCACAGUGCUCUACGAGGGCCAGAAGGUCAAGACGCGCUUAGCGCAGGUAUAUCCAUCCGCUCUGUGCAGCGUUUGGGCACAGGCGAUCGCCGCAACAGGCAUGGAUCCUUUGGCGGCUACAUUUCAGAUGGUCACCCCUGCUGCUGAGCGCAAACGCCCGGUGGGCCAAGAAGUUCCAUGGAAGAUCCACAAGCAAAGGAUCACAGCUGAAAAAGCCAACUCGGCGGGCUAUCAACUGAAGCGAUCGGCAUUGCCGCCGAUCUUAGCCACCGAGAUGGAACCGGGUCAAGCAGUGCAGGCGGCUCUGCACGUGAUUCAUCCGUUCACAAUGGAUCCUGCCCUUGACCCCGACCUUCAAGAAGUUCUCAAUUUGGUAUCAUCGCAGCCACAGUUCGUGCUUGGGCACCGUGCAGGAGCUCUCCGGUUUUGGGAAGCUCGAGCUCACGAGCUGCUUCCCGUCACUGAUCAGUGGUUGCGACAGGUUAGUGAUCCUCACCUGCGGCGCCUUCUUCGCGGUCAACCUGACGGGCAGCCCUUAGUUUUGGGCCAAUGCACCCAUGUCGCGCUCUGGCAAGAAAUGCUGACUGCCGCUCGCUGCAUCGACACGCAGCUGCCGGCGGCAUUGCUCCACGGUUUUUCAAUCGUGGGUGCCAUUCAGCGCAGUUACAGGUGGCCUGCUCUUCCUGUUCAUGACGACGGGAUCUCCGUCCAUGAGUUGUCGGACAGGGCCUGGGAAUUUUUCAACAAGGUAGUCCGCAAUGUCAAGAAAUGUGAGGUCACGGAGAAUACUGAAAAGAUCUGGGCAGCCACUAUGGAAGACGUUGAGGAAGGGGUCACAGUCGGCCCGAUGUUCUCCAGGGAUGAGGUCAGCGCAUUUUUGGGCACUGAGCAAUGGAUCCCCACACAAAGAUUUGAAGUGGUUCAAAAGAAUAAAGUUCGUGGAGUGGACAGCGCCACGGUCAAUGGCGUCAACAUGGCCACUACGAUCACAGAGAAGAUCGAGCUUCCAUCAACAGAUGUCAACGUGGCGGCUCUUCGUUGGUUGCGUUCUCAUGUCGACAAGGACGAGAAGAUCGAAGGUUGGGUCCUAGAUGAACGAAAGGCUUACCGCCAGAUCGGUGUCAAGCCGGAUCACAGAAGGUGGAGUGUGAUAUCGCUCCGUGAGCCUUCCACUGGUAAGGUCUCCUUCUUCGUCAUGAUCGGUCACUCCUUCGGUCUGGUGUCGGCGGUCUACAACUACAAUCGAAGAUCAGCCGCCAUCACGGACGUUCUGAGGAGAAUCUUUUUGGUGGCAGCCUUCAAUUUCUAUGAUGACAAGUACGGCUUCGAACCGUCAACCACUUGCUCUUCUGCGUUUGAGGUCGCUCAAAAAGUGCAUCUUUGGUUGGGGGCGCAGUUCGACCCGAAGAAGUUGCAGCAGUGUAGCGACCCCACGAUCCUCGGUGUCACCUACGACCUCAACGAUAUGUUGCUGAAGAUCAAGCCGUCGCGGAAGUCGGAACUGGAAGAAGAGAUCUCUUCCAUCUUGGAGUGCCAGGUCUUUCCGCCGGGUCAGGCAGGGAAACUUCGCGGCAAGCUCAUGUUUGGCGCGUCACAGCUCUGGGGGAAGAUCGGGAGAGCUUUCCUGCGUUCGCUUUCUGAACGCCAAUGCUCCAAGAUGAACCACACCAAGCUCAACAAGGCGCUGGUGAUCUCGCUGCAGCAAUGGUUGUGGUUGAUCAAGGAAGGGCCACCACGGCCCAUUGAGUUCGCCAAGCCAAGAACGCCGGACUUUGUGAUCUUCACUGACGGCAGCUUCCCAGAUGGUUCCAAGGGAUCCCCCACUCUACCGUGGAUCGGGGGCGUUCUUUUUCAGAAAGGUGCUCAGCCAUUGCAGUUUGGAGCGGCUGUCGAGUUCUCCCUCAUUGAAAAGUGGAUUCCGAGGAAGUCGCAGAUCGCGAUGGUGGAGCUCUUUGCUACGGUGGUCGCUCUGCGCACGUUUUCUGAGAGGCUGGCAGGAUCCUGGUCUUUGUUGUUAGUUGACUCUGAACCCGUACAGGGAGCUCUAGUGAAAGGAUACUCAGCUCGUGAAGAUUUGUGCGAGCUGGUAAGCGUAUUCUGGAACAUAGCUCUGGAGCUCAAGGUUCAGUUGUAUAUAGACCGAGUUCCAACAGAUGCCAACCCGGCCGAUCACCCGUCCAGAGAUCGGAUGCAGGCCUAUGCAGCAUUCUCUACGCGCGAUGUGGCUCUGCGCUGGAUCUUCGCGCUGUGCUCGCUACUGCGCUGGCGCUGCAGCUCGGGAUCUUGGCUGCUCUUGAAGCGCUUGGGUGAAGUGAUGAUCUGCCACUAUCGUGCAGCGGACGGAGCUCUUUUGGUCUUCGACAUCGCCAAUGAGCGAUCCUUCCAGAAUUUAGACAAGUGGCUUUCAGAACUGAGAGAAAACACAGAUCCCAGUGUUGUGGUAGCUCUGGUCGGCACCAAGACUGACCUGGCAUCACAAAGGCAAGUUGCCAGCGAUCGGGCGCAGAGCUAUGCUAGGUCCAACGGCCUUCUCUACAUGGAGACAUCAGCCUACUGGAAUAAGUAUGAAGGUGGGGAGAAGGACUUGGCAGUUGGGGUGGAGCAAAUCUUCUUGAGGCUUUUGCGAGGAAUUUUGCAAAGACAAAAAGAGUUGGGCCGAAAUCCUGCCCGGCUUGAUAUGUCUGGCUACCCCGAGGCAAUCAAUCUUGAGGAAGAAGGCCGUUCAUCAGAUCAAUGCGCAUGCUAA